Molecule: messenger RNA, 946 nt
Organism: Daucus carota subsp. sativus
Lineage: Eukaryota; Viridiplantae; Streptophyta; Magnoliopsida; Apiales; Apiaceae
Product: AIG2-like protein D
Exons: 5
Coding region: 88-621 (177 amino acids)
Source: RefSeq, a predicted model, not a curated record
CGAACAGAAUAAAUAACAUUGUAUAUUGAAGGGCUACGCAACAGCAGAAAGUCAUUUCAUCAUCAUCAUCUUCGAUUGGUCUCAACAAUGGAGUCGAGUGCAUCAGUUGUAUUGCGAACUGAUUCAAUGGGCCUCCACAACGUCUUCGUUUACGGCAGUCUCCAGGCUGAGGAGGUGGUUAAAGUGCUCCUCAAACGCAUUCCCCGGACUUCUCCGGCCACUCUCAACAACUAUCAUAGGUUUAGCAUUAAAGAGCGAGUGUAUCCUGCGAUUCUACCUGUUGCGGAUAAGAAAGUUACUGGGAAGGUUCUCUCAGAGAUCACAGAUCCUGAACUACUUGUUCUAGAUGCAUUUGAGGACGUUGAGUACGAAAGGCAGACCGUUGAUGUCACGCUGUCGGAUACUUCUGAAAAGCUAAAAGUAUUCGCAUAUGUUUGGCGCAACAGUACUGAUCCAGCCUUAUAUGGAGAGUGGGAUCUUGAGGAAUGGAAAAAAGUACACAUGAAAGAUUUUGUGAAGAUGACCAUGGGUUUUGCGCAAGAACUAGAACAUCCUGAAGCAAAGCCAAGAGUAGAAGCCUAUGAAUCCUUCUAUCAGCAGGACAAAAAGAAAACUCCCUGAAACAGAUUAGAUGCCAAUCUGUAGUAAAUAAGAUCUUCGUUGAGGUUCUUCCGAUGAACCUUUGGGCACCUUACAGUCUGUUAGUUACCUAUUAUUGGUUACAUAAACUAUGUAUUGGAAAGGUAGAUCACAAUAAUGCUGAUUCCUUCCAAAUUAUUUCCGUAAUUAGCCAACUGAUAUUGCAAAACAUUAAUGCGCUGAACUCAGUAAACAAGUUUCUUGUGCAUCUUGUCGUUAGUUCUACUGUUCUAGUUAAGUAUAGACUGGAGAAAAUCAUAUUAAAGUUCUAUAGACAAUCUAAGUUUCUACAUUUUUUUUUCAUUUA